CCUGACUUACCACUCCAUCACUCACUGCGGUGCUUAGGCAGAGCUGCGACGGAAUAACCUCAACUUUAGCUUCUUCAACAGGAUUUGGCAAAAAGGCCCACAUUUCAAUGCUUCCUUCCCAGCUCUCGAGGCCUUAAUUCAAUAAUCUCCUGAAACCCCCUCCGCCGGUUCUUGGCACAUCCUCCUACUGCCCAGUCGGGAUUCAAGGUGAGUUCACAAGCCACCACCGAGCGGUGACACAAACAACCCAACUCCAGGAUAUACGUGGACAAACAGCUCAUUAAUUUUUCAGGAACCCGCUUUCACAUAUCGUUGAAGAAAAUUCAUUCAACAGCAAACACAAUGGCAGCGGGCGGCGCAAAGCUCCAGACCCCCAGCUCCGAGGCUGGAGGAAGCAUCCGAGACGACCCCAAAGCUUCUUCGGCGGCGGUAGCGGCUGCACCCAGCUGGAACAAUAAGAAGUUUAGAGAAGAGUACGAGUCUUUCAAAGCGAAACUCCUCGACCAGAGAUUCGACCCUAAGCAUUUCCCGGACCCGUUACUUCCAAGAAGCGGCUCCGAUCCCCGAAAUAACCCAAAGACGACGCCGGAGGCUGAGCGACGUAUCGACAAGAUUAUCGCCGAGUACAAGGCAAGAAGUUAACGGGUCAAGUUGCGCCUAGGUCUCAUUGGAUCUUUUUAAUGAGGUCGAUUGGUUGGUUUAAGGGGAGUGAAGGGGAAGGGCUGAAGUUAUUCGUUGAUCCAUG
This is a messenger RNA of Colletotrichum scovillei, 745 nucleotides long. RefSeq lists its product as uncharacterized. The record is from RefSeq and is a predicted model, not a curated record. Bases 343 to 642 code for a protein of 99 amino acids. Lineage: Eukaryota; Fungi; Ascomycota; Sordariomycetes; Glomerellales; Glomerellaceae. The transcript is spliced from 2 exons.